Cladocopium goreaui is the source of this 904-nucleotide messenger RNA. NCBI's taxonomy places the organism in Eukaryota, Dinophyceae, Suessiales, Symbiodiniaceae. The record is from the annotation of a GenBank genome assembly.
CAGAGCAGUUGCCCGUAUUUCUUUUUCCAUCGGAAUCUUAGCCACGCGGCAGAAGAUUUUGAUGCAAAUGCUCAGCUAUGGCCGGCUAGCUUGAUCUAGAAUCUUUGAGAUGCUGCAUUGCAGAUGGCCGUUGAAUCGCGUGAGAGGAACUUCCCGACUUCCACGGUCAGUUGUACAACGAAGUGUAUGGAGCCGUACUCGAGAGGAACGUUACCACCGCCUGCAGCGGGAGAUUCGGCACUUAGGUGAAGUAGCUGAUCUGGAAGAUUUGAAAACACAGGUGCCCAAAGCUUGGCAUGCGGUUGAGAAGUUUUUGGAUCCCUGUGAUGCUGAGGAGCGUGGCGUUGCAAUGCUGCCUGGACGUGCUCGAAGUGUGGCCGGGAGCGUCGUGGAGGAACUGCAGCGGGGCCGACAAGCAUCACAGGAAGGCCUGCGAAACUUCGAUCGCACUGCAGAAGAACUGCAGGAACUGCAGUCGCUUCACGGAAGUCCAAGUGAUCCGUUGGUGCAGCGUGUGCCACUCAGUGUGCCACUGACUGUCUUGUUGGAUGGCCUUUGUCCACACGAAGUUGGCUGCUUGAUGCGGACUUGCGAAGCUGCAGGUGUGCAAGAGCUGCUCUUGUGUGGUGAAACUCCCGGCCCACUGGAUGCCCGAGUGCUGAAGACCAGCUUGAAGGCAGAAGAGUUUCUUCCUCAUCGAAAGGUGGGGCCUUUGAAGUUUGAGCUUGAGAGGUUGGAGGAGGCAGGCAUCCAGACUUGGACGCUGGAGUGGGUUUCCAAGGUGCGUGGAAGACGAGCUCCUGUGAUACCAGAGGUGCCUUGUCCUCCUGUCGCUUUGGCACUAAGCGCUGAUCCAUUAAGACAUCUGCGCCGAGUCGCAGUGCCAUGAGCUGCAAGACGAGGU